Molecule: messenger RNA, 997 nt
Organism: Drosophila obscura
Lineage: Eukaryota; Metazoa; Arthropoda; Insecta; Diptera; Drosophilidae
Product: seminal metalloprotease 1
Exons: 1
Coding region: 42-830 (262 amino acids)
Biological process (GO): proteolysis
Molecular function (GO): zinc ion binding; metalloendopeptidase activity
Source: RefSeq, a predicted model, not a curated record
GGCCCGGCCGUUAGUUAACGCUGGGAAACAAAGCGGGCAAGAUGUCGAAGCUUGGCCUAAUAUUUAUUCUACUUGUGUCUGUAAAGCUUAGCCAGGGCAAGCCUUUGCCUCUUCCGGCGGGAGUGUACGAUCCGGAGGAAGCGGGUGCCUUCGCCGGAGGAGACAUGGUGUUGACUGAGGAGCAAAAAGCGAACUUGGAGCAUGGACCCAAGGAACGGAACGGGCUCAUCAAUACGGACAGGAGGUGGCCCAACAAUGUGGUGGUAUACAAAAUAUCGGAGGACUUUGUUGGCACUCACAGGGAGGCGAUUCUGAAGGGCAUAGACACCUUGGAGCAAAAUUCCUGUGUCAAAUUCAGGGAGGCCACCGACCAAGACACGGCCUACCUGACCAUAACAGCAAAGGCUGGAGGGUGCUACACCGAUGUCGGAUAUCGCGCAGCCCCGCAGGAAAUGAACCUGGAGAUCUAUCCGAUUGGGGAGGGCUGCUUCAGACCCGGUACCAUCCUGCACGAGUUCCUGCACGCCUUGGGCUUCUACCACGAGCAGAGCUCUACGAUACGCGACGAUUACGUGAACGUGGUAUUCGGUAACAUAGUGCCCGGCAAGGAGUUUAACUUCCAGAAGUAUUCCGCGUCUGUGGUGACCGACUUCGACGUGGGCUACGACUACGAUAGCUGCUUGCACUAUCGACCUGGCGCCUUCUCCGUCAAUGGCGAGGACACCAUUAUACCCCUAGACUCCAACGCGGUGAUAGGUCAGCGCUUAGGUCUUAGCGCUAAGGAUAUUGAUAAGAUCAACAUCAUGUACAAGUGCCCCAUUCUGCUGUGAUCCGUAAUGGAGGUGCAAGGUCUAGUACCAAGGGAUAUUGUAUGGUCAAUUGUGAUAUGUAUUCCACCGGCUGAGGCGAUUAGAUCGGUUUUAUGAUCUACGCUGUCAUUGUCAGUGACAUUAUAUUUAUAGAAGUCUACAUUAAAGCUAUAACUCUUUAUGAAAAA